AGAAAUCUCGGUCAUGCACGAGGCUGAAGAUCGGCGCUGCGUUAUGAAUCAUAUGACUGCAACAAUUCACAAACUUCCUGUUUGAGCACAACAGAGUGAAAGCAAGAAGAGAAGGGAGGACGUCUGAGUCCUAGACGAAGCAAAGGCACAGAGGAAAGCGUCUUGCUGGAGACAAUGUGCACAAGCUGUGGAGAAUGGAAGAGCUGAUAGGAGACCGGAGAGUUGAGGACGAGAGGAGCUUGAUAAAGACGCCAUCUGAUGUCCAGGCCAGUGCCAGAGAACAUGACUCGUCCACGUCCACGCGUCAGACCCGCUCUGUCCAGCGCGGCUCGCCAUGUUUCGUCUACACCCUGGCGUUCUUCUCGGCUCUGGGUGGGUUCCUGUUUGGCUAUGACACAGGAGUGGUGUCUGGAGCCAUGCUGCUGCUCAAGAGGGAGAUGAACCUCAGCUCUUUAUGGCAGGAGCUGCUGGUGUCCAUCACUGUUGGCGCCGCAGCCGUUUCCUCUCUGGCUGGUGGGUAUCUCAACGGGCUUUACGGCCGGAGAAUCUGUAUACUGCUCGCUAGCUUUAUCUUCUCUGCUGGAGGAAUCAUCCUGAGCGUCGCACCCAACAAAGAGGUUCUUCUGUGUGGGAGGCUCACGGUUGGGCUCGGGAUAGGGAUUGCAUCUAUGACCGUGCCGGUCUACAUCGCUGAGGUUUCACCUUCUGAACUCCGAGGUCAGCUGGUCACCAUUAACACCCUGUUUAUCACCGGUGGGCAGUUCAUAGCUAGCGUGGUGGACGGGGUCUUUAGCUACCUCCCCCAUGAUGGCUGGAGGUAUAUGUUGGGCUUGUCAGUUGUUCCUGCUGCGCUGCAGUUCCUGGGGUUCCUCUUCCUCCCGGAGAGUCCUCGCUGGCUCCUGCAGAAAGGAGAUACCCAGAAUGCUCGGCUGGUGCUCAGUCGGAUCCGUGGCGGUGUAAAUGUGGAUGAGGAGUAUGAGAGCAUUCGGAGCAGCAUUGAGGAGGAGAAGAUUGAUGCUGGUGAGGGUCCAGUGUUGUGGCGUAUCCUGACGUUCGCUCCAGCACGGCGUGCUCUGAUCGUGGGUUGUGGCCUACAGAUGUUCCAGCAGCUCUCAGGAAUCAAUACAGUCAUGUACUACAGCGCCACCAUCCUGCAGAUGUCUGGAGUACAGGACGAUCAGAUGGCCAUCUGGCUGGCUUCUGCCACAGCCUUCACCAACUUCCUGUUUACUCUAUUAGGCGUGUGGCUUGUGGAUAGGGUGGGCCGCAGGAAGCUGACUCUGGGCAGCAUACUAGGUACUGCUGCAAGUCUGAUGGUGCUCGCUGCGGGUUUCCUGCUUACGGCUCAGGCCUCUCCACCCGUGACCUUUCACCCCAAUGACCCCUCCCUCCACAACUCCACCUGCAUUACAUAUGGGUUCUGUGAAUCCUGCAUGUUGAAUCCAGAUUGUGGUUUCUGUUAUGGGAAGAAUGGCACAGUGGUGAUUGAGUCGUCAUGUUUGCCUGUGGAUGUGGCCAACACUGGGGCGGCUGCAGCGGGCAGGUGUUCCAAUGGCACACAAGAGAGUUUAGGUGUAUUCUGGGCCUAUAACUAUUGCCCAACAUCUUACUCCUGGAUUGUUCUGCUGGGUCUCAUUCUGUAUCUGGCCUUCUUUGCCCCAGGUAUGGGUCCAAUGCCGUGGACGGUGAACUCUGAGAUCUAUCCGCUGUGGGCUCGGAGCACAGGGAACGCCUGCUCUGCUGGAGUCAACUGGAUCUGUAAUGUCCUCGUGUCCCUGACCUUCCUCCAUGUGGCCCAGUUCCUGACAUACUACGGUGCGUUCUUCCUGUACUCCGGCCUGGCUCUGCUGGGCUUCGUGUUUGUGGUGGGCUGUCUGCCGGAGACCAAGGGUCUGCGUCUGGAGGAGAUCGAGCCUUUGUUCGGGAGACAGCUGUGCAGCUGUGGAGCCGGCGGCACUCCCAGCGUUCACUACACCCGGGUAAACGGAGGAAACUACCGCUCUGAAGAAGACCUGACUGAUGAUGAAUAGAUACUGAUGAAGAUGAUUCAUGGUGCGAGGGGUGCUGUGGUUCCCAUUCCAGAGAUUCAACGUUCUAGUUGACUCGUUCCAAAAACGUAAACGUGUCAAUUUAAUUAUGUUGAUGCUUGAUAAGCACAUGAGAUAUUUCUGCGGUGAUUGUAUUUGCACAUGUACAGAUGAGUAGUGUUCGAGACAAACGUGUUGUUUGCUUAAGUAAAGGCUCAUGAGAUCAGGAAGUGAGAUUGCUAUCCAAAUAAGUGCUCUGGAGUGCGACCCAUGUGCAUACACUUUAUUAUACUAUUGGGAGACAGAGCAAACAGAGUUUGUUCUUUUCAAGGUGUACAGAGCUGUACGUUCAUCUUCUAGAGCUUCUGUUACUAACCUCCGAAUGAGUGUUUUACACAAAAGUGAAAAUAAUCUCAUGAUUAAAACUCCUUAAAACCUUAACUUUCCUUUUUUCUUUAAAGCCCUUGUGCUCACAUUAAGAUUCCUUUUAGACACACGCUGUCUGACCCUGGAAGUACAGGAAUAAUUCACCCACAAAUUCUGCCCCCUCAUAUCAUUCCAAACGUGUGUGUGUGUGUGUGUUUGCUUGUUUUUAUAGGGAUUGUUUUUUUUAAUCAUCUACUCACCUCGGGUCAUUCCAAACCUGUAUGUGAAGAUGUUUUGAAGAAUGUUGGUAAUCAAAUGGUUUUGGUUCCCAUUGACUUCCAUAAAAUACUGUGGAAGUCAAUGGGACUCAAAACUGUUUAGUUACCUAUAUUCUUAUAAAUGGUGUGUGUGUGUGUGUGUGAGAGAGAGAGAGAGAGAGAGUGUAAAUAAUGACAGAAGUUUCAUUUUUUGGUGAACUAUGCCUUUAAGGAUCUUCACGUUUUGCUUCCAUGCAGUGACAAAACAAAAAACAAAAAAAGCAACAAACUGCUGAUAAAUAAUGGCAGAGUUGUGGCUGAACUAUUCCUUCAGGUGGACUUGUGAUGUGGUUUGAGGAUGUGGGCUCGUGGUGGUGGAGACUGAUGAUGAUGAUGAUCUGGUAUUGUUGAAUGAAGCUGGCAGUGUUUGAUGUUUUAGCCCCGUGUGGAGUUGGGAGCUCUGCACUGUGCCACUUUGGAACCAGAGAGCAGAAUUUCCUACAUAUCAGUGAGUAUCCGUGAUCUCAAGAGCGUGGCUUUUACAGAUUACAUAACGCUUUGUGUUUUCAUUUUUAUAAACUGGGGAACAAGUUAAAAUAAUUUUCUGCUGUAACUGAUAGAUUUUAGUAGAGCUUCAGUCUACUUUGUGUUGUGUGGAGAAAAAACAACUAAUUUUUUUAAAUGAUAUUAUUAAAUCUAUUUUUCUGCUGCAGUUGCAGUAAUGAUGACCUUGUAUGUGGACUUGAAGAUUCAUUUUAUGGAAAUAAUCAAACUGUAGAAUCGUGAUGAUUUUACAUUAUAAAGCAGCUUCGUUUUGUGAUGUGUUUUCUACUUAUUUGGUAGUUUUGAUAUCUUUUUCUCUGGCACUACACUCUAAACAUUUAUGAACCUAAUGAUACAGAUAUUAUAGUUAAGACGAACAAUUAUUAGAGAAUGUUUUGCAAAAUUAAAAUAACCUAAUUAAAUAUAUCAUGUUUAAUUCAGUGCAUUACUUGAUGUUUCUCUGUAAUUAGUGGAAUCCUACACUAUUUGUUUUUCCAGUGUACUGUUCUCAUCACUUCUGUUCUCAGUAUCAAACGGUCAAUCAUUGAGGCAGUUCAGUCACAAUGUUUAGAUGUUGUUCCUGAGAAGACUAUGAAGCUGAAAUUGCUGCUGAUAACUGUGCAAUGCUGUGUUUGUAGAUUUUCAGAUGAAUAAAGUUCCUGAAGCCGGUUGUGUAA
Molecule: messenger RNA, 3870 nt
Organism: Carassius auratus (goldfish)
Lineage: Eukaryota; Metazoa; Chordata; Actinopteri; Cypriniformes; Cyprinidae
Product: proton myo-inositol cotransporter-like
Exons: 11
Coding region: 195-2030 (611 amino acids)
Biological process (GO): transmembrane transport; myo-inositol transport
Cellular component (GO): apical plasma membrane
Molecular function (GO): myo-inositol:proton symporter activity
Source: RefSeq, a predicted model, not a curated record